UGCAAGUUAAAUUGCCUCAUCCUUCAAGAGAUUCAAGGAAGGCAAAACUUGUACGUGUCUCUGAGUCUGAAGACUAUUAGCAAAUCAGUAUUAUUCGCCUUUCUCUGCUGCCUCUUGGCAGCACCAGGGCCGCUCACCAAUUUAUAUAGGAUGCACUCUCCUGUCAUAGUUACUCUGCAGUUACUCUUAUUUUUUUCUCUGCUUUCUUCUAUCUAUGCCUCUGAAGCUGAUCAAGAAAGGUAUUUCUUCUGUGAUAGCACUGGUAAUUACACUACCGGGGGCAUCUAUGGGCAAAAUGUAAACAUCACUCUCACUUCACUUGCUGCAAAUGCUUCUUUUGAUGGCUUCUCUAUCACCACAGUCGGCCAGGGCUUAGAUGUGGUUAAUGGACUUGUUCAAUGCAGAAGUGAUGUCUCCCAAGAAGAUUGCCAAACUUGUGUAGAUACUGCAGCUAAAGAAAUCAGCCAGUUCUGUCCAAACAAGAAAGAAGCCAUGAUUGGCUACAAUAAUUGUUCUUUGCGGUAUUCGAACUGGCGCUUCUUUUCAACAGCCAGUAGCUCUCCUAUUUUUGCUUUUUAUAAUAAAGCGAAUGCAACUGACCCAGAUCAUUUUAAUACUCAGUUGGCAAACUUGUUAAGAAAUCUCUCAUCCACAGCUGCAUCUAACGCUUCAAAAUUCGCUGUCAAUAGCACCAGUUACUCAGCUUUCAGUGAUAUAUAUGGUAUGGUACAGUGCACCAGAGACUUGCCAGAAAGUAGGUGCUCGAGUUGCUUGCAAGCAAUCAUCAGUUUUAUACCACAGUGCUGUAAUCAAAAGCAAGGUGCUCGGAUAUUCACAAUGAGUUGCAACCUUCGCUUUGAGUUAUAUUCCUUCUUUCUGACAUCGUCACCCCCGAUUUCUCGAAUACUGUCUCCACCAUCUGUUUCUCCGCUUGAGCCCAAUUUAACUCCUGGUGUAACAACAACUAAAACCAGUGCUGAUGGUAAGUUUUGCUGGGAAGAAAAGCACUUCAAAAACCACUGUGGUUGUAGUUGUAUCCAUAGCAACCGUGGCAUUGCUGGUGACACUCAUAGUCUGUGGUUGUUACUUUUGGAGAAAGGCCAAGAAAAAAGCAGCUGUCUUUGGUUGUCACAAAAAAUUCAAACUGAGGUUAUGUCUUGUCCAUAUUCAGAUGUUAAUGACGAUUCUGAGAAAAACAUGGAAUCUCUCUUGAUUGGACUUGAUACCCUUAAAGCUGCAACAAGAAACUUCUCUGAUGAAAAUAAACUUGGACAGGGUGGUUUCGGUCCCGUUUUCAAGGGAAAAUUGUUUGAUGGGGGAGAAAUUGCAGUGAAAAGGAUGUCAAGCAACUCGAGGCAAGGUGUGGGAGAGCUGAAAACGGAAGUAAUGUUGGUUGCUAAACUGCUGCACCGCAACCUGGUAAAGCUGUUGGGUUUCUGUUUAGAAGGAGAAGAGAAGCUUCUUGUAUAUGAAUACCUGCCUAAUGGAAGCUUGGACAAAAUUUUAUUUGAUCAGAGCAAAAGGUUCAGCCUGGAAUGGGAAAGACGAUACAAAAUUAUUGUUGGGAUUGCAAGAGGUCUGCUUUAUCUGCAUGAAGAUUCUCAGCUCAGGAUCAUUCACCGGGAUUUGAAAGCUAGUAAUAUUUUGUUAGAUGAGCAGAUGAAUCCUAAGAUAUCAGAUUUUGGUUUAGCAAAACUAUUUGGCGAAAGCCAGACUAAAGGCAAUACAAAUCGGAUAGCUGGAACAUAUGGGUACAUGGCUCCGGAAUAUGCUAAGAAUGGAUACUUUUCAACCAAGUCUGAUGUCUAUAGCUUUGGUGUCUUGGUUCUGGAAAUAGUAACAGGUCGAAAAAGCAAUGGCUUCAGCAAUUCAAUAAAUCUUCAAAGUCAUGCUUGGGUACAUUGGACCAAUGGAACAGCUUUAGAGCUGUUAGAUCCAGUCUUGAAUGAUCAGUGGCCAAGGUUUGAAGUUUUGAACUGCAUUCACAUCGGAUUGUUAUGUGUUCAGGAAGCUGCAGCUAGUAGACCUUCAAUGUCCGAGAUUAUCACGAUGCUUUGUAGUCACUCUAUGACGGCUCCAGCGCCUUCACUACCAGCAUUUUUCAUCUCAAGAGAAAAUUUUACAACCGAUUCAGCUAACGAUUCUGGUUCAUCCCAAUCUGCAGAUCCUAUGCCAGAUUCGAUACAACGAUCUGUAAAUGAGGUUACAAUCAGUGAAUUACCCCCUCGCUGAUGCUGAGCUUUUAGGUAGAAGCCAUAAUCUCAAAUGUUUUAUCUUCCUAAGACACUAAGCAGCAUUAAACAAUGUUGCUCUUACUCAACAGUCAUUCU
Durio zibethinus is the source of this 2330-nucleotide messenger RNA. Lineage: Eukaryota; Viridiplantae; Streptophyta; Magnoliopsida; Malvales; Malvaceae. The record is from RefSeq and is a predicted model, not a curated record.